Messenger RNA from Cydia amplana, 2429 nucleotides. RefSeq lists its product as uncharacterized. The record is from RefSeq and is a predicted model, not a curated record. The coding region runs from base 172 to 2337 and encodes 721 amino acids. The transcript has a single exon. NCBI's taxonomy places the organism in Eukaryota, Metazoa, Arthropoda, Insecta, Lepidoptera, Tortricidae.
AAUACUGAAUACUGGCAGGUGAGUUGUAUAAAAAUAUUUCAAAUAAUUAAACUCUAUUCCCUUCAUAAUAAGUAAUAUUCAUACUUAUAGAUAAAAUUAUAUUUACAGAAUGUAACCGAGGCCAUAAUUGUCGCGGAUAACAACAUAACUUCAAAUGGAAAUGAGACUGUCAUGAAAUCUAAAGAGACUGUUACAGAAUCAGCCGAAUUAGCCCAAAAGCAUGACCAACUCAAAGCAGUAAUUCUUAAUGCAACUAUAUGCAAUAACACUGAUAACAAGACAACUGGUGAAUCCAUAAAUAAUACAAUCCAAGCAGCACAUAGCACUUCUGAAUCUACAAAUGAGUUAAAUGACACCAAAGAUAAAGAUGCGGUAAUGCAAUACGUAAGUGGUAAAAAUGACGACGUACCCGUGAAAACUAGUGGCCACAUCAGGAACAGUCUUAAAAGAAAGAAGCGUUCUUUGAAUGCUGUAUUAGAUAAUAUAAGAAGUAACAGUGCCCCAGAAAUACUGAACUAUGAAACCAGACAUGGCCCAGGAGAGAGAGAACCGAUAUUACCCGUACAUAAACUGACGCAAAAUAAAAUACAAAGCGCCAAUUUAGCAGAUUUUAAUAUUGAAACGUUACACGAACCUUCAGGCAAUCUAGAAGUAAAUAAGAAAGAAAUCUGGGGAGAUAACAACCAACAAUCGCAAAAACAUCCACCGCCAGGAGAUAGGAGUGAUGAUAGCAGAGAAAAGGGUGACAAUUCAAAAGAAAGGAAGCCUUACAUUGGUGAAAGAGAAGACAAUUCAGGAGAAAGGAAACCUCACAUAAGUGAAAGAGGUGACAAUUCAGGAGAAAAGAAAUCUGAUGUCAAUGAUGCCAGUGACGAGUCUAUUGAAACAAACAAUGAUGAAGGAAGAGAAAGAAUACAUGAUUCACAUACACGUUCACCUGAUAAUAGCAAUGAAAGCUUAGAGAGUAAAGAUUUGAAAUUGCCUUCCAAAGAUGUCGACAGUAAAGAAAAUCAAGAAAGUAAUGAAAGAAGCGAAGACAGCAACCAGAACUCAAAGCAUUUUGCUGCGCAUGCUAAAAACAUUGACAGUGAUGAAGUUAAUGACAAUUCAGACGAACAUGAUUCUACUUCUCGAGAAAAAAACUCAAAAAUUACUAGAAACGACGACGAAUCGAAUGAAGAAAAUGAAAAGCCUAAAAAUGAACUAAAGCAACUGACUUUCGAUGCCUCAGACAAGACUGUUCCAAAAGGCAUUCAAGACGUUGAUUUAGGUGAUUUCAGCUACGAGAGAAUACAGCUCGAUAAAGACGGCAAAGUUGUAUUAGCAAAAGAUAUAUAUGGUAAAGACGAUGAUGACUCAGAAGAAGAAAGGCCGGUAAAUGAUAAAAUAAUAAUUAAAGAUACAGAAAAUCCUCGGAUUGAAUAUAUUGAGAAAGUAAACAAUGGUGAGAUCAAACCCGUUAUAGAACUGAAUACUGAAAGUAACAGUAACGAAUAUAGCGAUGAAAACGUAGAUACUAAUGUACAACAACCACAAAACUCAGAAUUAAACUCAGAAGAUUUGAGCGUUGAGGAUUUAUCUGAUGCAAAGGAAAAUGACAGUGGAGAAAAAAGUGAGAAACAAGUCGCACAAAACGAUGAACAACAAAAUGGCAACGUAAAGCAACAAUUCGAACGCAUACCUUUAAAUUACAAACAUGACAAGAAAACUGAAAAUAAUAAGGAAGAAAAUGAGACACCAACAGACGAUUCUCAAAAUGAUAAUGACGGAACACUACAUACUUUAUUACCCCAAGACGAGCGAUAUGAUGAAAAACUAAAUUUCAAAUUUGACGAUGUGAGUAUAAAAUUACCGGAAAUAAAACUUCCUGAUGACAUUUUGUCAUACAAUUAUGAGAGCUCGCCUUAUAAGAAAAGUAAUGAGAAAAAACCCAAAAACAAAAACAGAUUUUAUCACUACAGUGAUGAACAUAGUGAUGAAUUUCCCAAAGAAAUUUCUAUUCCUCAAUUUGAUGAUGGUGGAGGAUAUUACAAAUAUGAUGAUAAGCCUCAGAAAAAGCAAGACUACAAAAAGGAAUCUGCGCAAAAUAACGAUGAUGAUGACGAAGGUGUAGAUUUGUACGAAAAAUUUGUGCGUGAAAGAUUUGGGAAACGUGGUUCAUUUGAAAAGAGAUCAGAAGCACUUAGAAAUGAAGUGUUCAGGCCAUCAGACCCAAAGCUAAGUGAGACAAUUCAAAAAAUUCUCAAAAAAUCUUCAGCUAAUCUAAAAGAAGCCGAAAACAGUGGAGACCCAAAGGCUGGUUACAUGUGGACCUUAGAGUACGGUCAAAAUUUAUAAGUUCUAAUAAAGUAAACAUAGGUCAACAAAUUACAUUAGGUACUUAUUUAUAAAUUAAGUUAGAAUUGUAGUCAUUAGUUUUAGGGACAAUA